This is a messenger RNA of Fusarium proliferatum ET1, 1074 nucleotides long. RefSeq names its product putative deoxyhypusine synthase. Gene Ontology annotation, molecular function: deoxyhypusine synthase activity. Lineage: Eukaryota; Fungi; Ascomycota; Sordariomycetes; Hypocreales; Nectriaceae. Gene Ontology annotation, biological process: peptidyl-hypusine biosynthetic process. The coding region runs from base 1 to 1074 and encodes 357 amino acids. The transcript has 3 exons. The record is from RefSeq and is a predicted model, not a curated record. Gene Ontology annotation, cellular component: cytoplasm.
AUGACUUCCAACUCCGAUGCUCCGCCCUCGGCGGCCACAGAGGCCGUCCUGGUCAUGUCAGAGGAGAUGCCUGCUGACGCUCAGAAGGUCGAGGAGUUGGACUUCAACAAGUUCAAAGGCCCUAUCACGGCGGAGAAUCUCUUCGAGGGCAUGCGUCACAUGGGCUUCCAGGCGUCUUCUAUGUGUGAGGCUGUGAGGAUCAUCAAUGAUAUGCGUGCAUGGAAAGACCCAGAGACGGGGGACAAGACCACAAUUUUCUUGGGAUAUACUUCCAACCUCAUCUCAUCAGGCCUUCGUGGUGUCCUCCGUUGGCUUGUCGAGCAUAACCACGUGUCAUGUAUCGUCACCACAGCCGGUGGCAUCGAAGAGGAUUUUAUCAAGUGCCUUGGUGACACAUAUGUCGGUUCCUUCAGUACCCCUGGAGCCGAACUCCGCCGCAAGGGUCUCAACCGCAUUGGAAACCUCGUUGUUCCUAAUGCGAACUACUGCGCCUUCGAAGACUGGGUCGUCCCCAUUCUCGAUAAGAUGCUUGAGGAGCAGGAGGCUAGUAAAGGCACUGAGGAAGAGAUCAACUGGACGCCAUCAAAGGUAAUUCAUCGUCUAGGUAAGGAGAUCAAUGAUGAGCGAUCCGUCUAUUACUGGGCAUACAAGAACAAUGUCCCAGUGUUCUGCCCUGCCAUCACUGACGGAAGCCUCGGAGACAUGCUCUAUUUCCAUACUUAUAAAACCGCGCCCCUGCAACUGAAGAUCGAUCUGGUUGAAGAUAUCCGACGCAUCAACACCAUUGCUGUCCGAGCCAAGCGGGCCGGUAUGAUCAUUCUGGGUGGUGGUAUCAUCAAGCACCACAUUGCCAAUGCAUGCUUGAUGCGCAAUGGUGCCGAGUCGGCGGUUUACAUCAACACAGCACAAGAAUUUGAUGGUAGUGAUGCGGGUGCUAGACCAGAUGAGGCUGUAUCAUGGGGCAAAAUCAAAAUUGGAGCUGAUAAUGUGAAAGUAUACAUGGAGGCAACAGCAUGUUUUCCCUUUAUUGUGGCGAACACUUUUGCAAAGGAUAUUGGAAAGUCUGACCAAUAG